GGAGUGAGGGUAUUUUACAGCCCGUCUGUCUUGCAAGAGAUGGGAACGCCUAUAGAUCAGGCACCUAUUUUUUUAUUUAUUUCACCAGUCACUUUUACCCUGGACUAGAUCUUCAUCCAACGGCCCAAAAUAUGUCGACACGUUUGUCUUCAACCUCCUAUUGCCACCACGCUGCUGUCUCAAUUAAGGCCCCGUUCGGCAAUGCGCCGGCUCCUUGAAAUCCAUGGAUCUACGGAGCAUGGUUUUGCCUGCUCCAAGACUUUUCACUGCAGCUCCGUCCGCUCCUGAAGCGGAGCAGUGAAGCGGAUGGACACCGAACGGGGCCUAAGUUUCUUCCUCGCCUCCACCCGAGAGGUCCUAGUCCAGCCAACGCUCCUCGCUGCUGCUCCUCACGGUGUUCCCGUCUUUGGCCAUGCGCUGCGCGGAAUUGACUGACGCCUCAAAACAUUCCAGGCGUCUGACAAUUAAUAAAGCCAGCGGUUUCUUAGUUCUGCAUCUGGUUACAAAUUCGGUUGUAGAUCACGCAACCGAAUUUUACUAGUUCCACCUGGUUUGGUAACCAUCAUUUGGCAUCGGAAUCAUGGAAUUGGAGUCAAAAUCCAGACGUUUUCUUGUUCGGCCGCUAGCACCGGGAUCAGUAUUGCCGAUUGGCCCCCAAAUCUCAGCCCCGUACGGCCGCUUCCACGGGAUGGCGCUGAGACUGAUCUCGAGGCCUACUCGCCGCUGAUAGGCAUUCUCACCGCCGGUGAUUCCUCCUCUCCAUUUCAUCACCUUCCCGACCCUAGGUCUCCUCUGCCCUACUCCUUUUCUAGCCCUAAUCCCCACCGAACGGAUCCAGACCCGCCUGAUUCUCCACCAAGCUGGCGUAGGGUCCUCCCCGCUGGGGCAGGGCCGUGCACCGUGACGCCUGCCGCCGACGUCUCCGCGUGCGGCGCACCAUCCCGCCUCCGCCGCCACUCGGCUCCGUCUUCCCACGUCCACGCCUCAGCGCUCCAGGAAGGAAGCGGAGCAACCGCUGGCACGGCGUAGCAUCCACGCAGCCGCGGUGGCGUAGCAUCGACGCGCGGCGAGUUCGCUCCCCUCCCUCCCCCCGGCCGCCUAUAAAACUCGCUCGAAUCGCGAACCCGCCGACCCUCUCCGGCUCUCUCCCCCACCCCCGUCUUCUCCCAGGCUCCAGAAGCUUGUUUGGCCGUCUAGCCGCAGGACCCCCGAGGCUCAGAAGAUGGCCGGCGAGAGCAGCACCAGGCGCCCCCUCUUCGGCGGCGCCAUCUCCACCGCCUUACCCGCCCGGUUCCAGGAUGUGAGCAACACUCGCGAGGUCCCCGACCACCAGGAAGUUGUCGUCGAUCCCGCCCGUGACGAGAGCCUCAUCUUCGAGCUGCUCGACCUCAAGGGCGAGGUGGAGGACGGCGGCAGCGCGCUCUGGUUCCUGCGCGACGUCGCCAACGAGCAAGAUGCGGGGGAUAACUUGGUGGUCGAGCACUCUGGUACAGUUGAGUUGGCUGGUCUGCGUUCCGGGGAAGCACCUGCAGUGGCUGGAACUGCAAUUGGCAAGCUGGCUGUUUCAAAAGGGAGGCAAGGCAGAGAAGCACAGAACAUUGUUCGGCUGUACUUAGCAAACAUACGUCUCAAGGAUGCAGCAACUGAUGUAGUUAUCACCGCAUAUGAGCCGCUGUUGAUAAAUCCUUUGAGUGAAAGUGCUCAGGCCGUUGCAGCUGGACCAGCAGUGCCCGCAGAACAGGCAGGAUGCUUGCCAAUGUCUGAGGUCUUCAGACUCGCAGUCAUGAACUUCGAUGUCCAUGAUUGGAACCUUUUCAAUGGCAGCGGUUGAAGUAGAGGGAGACAACGCAGGAUGGGGCCCCGAGGCCGAUUCAAUCGAAUACGGGUACCAGGUCCCCUUUGGUGGGAUUCACGUCUUCAUCGGCAAGAUUGGCGAACCGGGCCCUGAGCCGGACACCUGCACCGACAUCAUCGAGACGGCUCAGCGUGCAAGACCUUCCCCGGUUCAGCCCGUGGUGAAGCAUGUUUUCGUAGGUGUCAUCCAUGGAGCAGAAUACGAGGACAGACCAUCGUCCGAUGGAGAAACUGUUGUCUGUUCCGAUGAUGAGUCUUCUGGAGAGACCGAAUCGCUCUAUCAGUUGCAGGA
Messenger RNA from Triticum aestivum (bread wheat), 2146 nucleotides. RefSeq names its product ran guanine nucleotide release factor. Gene Ontology annotation, biological process: protein import into nucleus. The record is from RefSeq and is a predicted model, not a curated record. The transcript has 8 exons. Bases 1223 to 1831 code for a protein of 202 amino acids. Gene Ontology annotation, cellular component: nucleus. Gene Ontology annotation, molecular function: guanyl-nucleotide exchange factor activity; small GTPase binding. NCBI's taxonomy places the organism in Eukaryota, Viridiplantae, Streptophyta, Magnoliopsida, Poales, Poaceae.